CGCCGGCAGCGACGACGACGACAUGGCGGAAGUGGCGGCCGGAGUGGGCCGCUUUAAGUCCAAGGGGCCCCCAAGGUCCAGCCUGUUCAACCACCGGGGAAUCUCUGGGAACACGGGGCAUUGGACUGCCUGUAACAUGGGGAUGCUAUCAACCGCCUCACAGCUGAGAGGGUUAAAGAAGCUAUGCCAUCGAGCGCAAGAUUGAGCCUUUCUACAAGGGCGGGAAGGUGCAGGUACCAAUGCAGGGAGGAGCAUUGUGGCGGGGCAGGUCAGGGCUGCAAAGUGUCACCUGGGCUGAGACCCUUUUGUCAUCAGCUGGACCAGACUGGGCAGCACCUCUUCUGCGUCUGUGGUACCAGAGUCAACAUUCUGGACGUGGCCUCGGGGGCUGUGCUGCGGAGCCUAGAGCAGGAGGAUCAGGAAGACAUCACUGCCUUUGACCUCAGCCCCGAUGACGAGGUGCUGGUGACGGCCACCCGGGCGCUGCUGCUGGCCCAGUGGGCCUGGCGGGAGGGCAGCAUCGUCCACCUGUGGAAGGCGAUACACACAGCCCCUGUGGCCACCAUGGCCUUCGACCCCACCUCCACACUGCUGGCCACAGGCGGCUGUGAUGGGGCCGUGCGCGUCUGGGACAUCGUGCGCCACUAUGGGACACACCACUUCCGGGGCUCAUCAGGUGUCGUGCAUUUGGUGGCCUUCCACCCGGACCCCGCCCGCCUGCUCCUCUUCUCCUCAGCCGCAGACGCCAGCAUCCGUGUGUGGUCACUACAGGACCGCUCGUGCCUGGCCGUGCUGACUGCCCACUACAGCGCUGUCACCUCUGUGACCUUCAGUGCCAAUGGCUACACCAUGAUCAGCUCGGGCCGGGACAAGAUCUGCACCGUCUGGGACCUGCAGAGCCUCCAGGCCACGAAAACCGUGCCAGUGUUUGAGAGCGUGGAGGCUGCAGUGCUGCUGCCAGAGGAGCCGGCGCCUGAGCUGGAUGUAAAGUCCACAGGCCUGCAUUUCCUGACGGCCGGCGACCAAGGCAUCCUGCGCGUGUGGGAGGCGGCCUCUGGGCAGUGUGUACACGCACAGCCCCGGCUGCCAGGCCCCGGGCGAGAGCUGACCCACUGUGCCCUGGCCCGAGCCGCCGGCCUGCUCCUCAGCGUCACUGCUGACCACAACCUGCUGCUCUACGAGGCCCGCUCUCUGCAGCUGCAGAAACAGUUUGCCGGCUACAGUGAGGAGGUGCUGGACGUCCGGUUCCUCGGGCCCGAGGACUCUCACGUAGUUGUGGCCUCGAACAGCCCCUGCCUGAAAGUGUUUGAGCUGCAGACCUCAGCCUGCCAGAUCCUCCACGGCCACACAGACAUCGUCCUGGCCCUAGACGUGUUCCGGAAGGGGUGGCUCUUCGCCAGCUGUGCCAAGGAUCAGAGCAUCCGCAUCUGGAGGAUGAACAAGGCUGGAGUGGUGGCCUGUGUGGCUCAGGGCUCUGGGCACACACACAGCGUGGGCACCAUCUGCUGCUCGAGGCUGAAGGAGAGCUUCCUGGUGACGGGCAGCCAGGACUGCACUGUGAAGCUCUGGCCCCUCCCAGAAGCCCUGCCAUCCAGGAGCACUGCCCCCGACGGCGGCCCUGUCCUCCUGCAGGCCCAGGCCACACAGCGCUGCCACGACAAGGACAUCAACAGUGUGGCUAUUGCCCCCAACGACAAGCUGCUAGCCACAGGGUCACAGGACCGCACAGCCAAACUCUGGGCCCUGCCCCAGUGCCAGCUACUGGGCAUCUUCUUGGGCCACCGGCGUGGCCUCUGGUGUGUCCAGUUCUCGCCCAUGGACCAGGUGCUGGCCACAGCCUCGGCGGACGGCACCGUCAAGCUCUGGGCCCUGCAGGACUUCAGCUGCCUCAAGACGUUCGAGGGGCACGACGCGUCUGUGCUCAGGGUGGCCUUUGUGAGCCGCGGCACACAGCUGCUGUCCAGUGGUUCCGACGGGCUCGUGAAGCUCUGGACCAUCAAGAGCAACGAGUGUGUGAGGACGCUGGACGCCCACGAGGACAAGGUCUGGGGGCUGCACUGCAGUCAGCUGGACGACCGCGCCCUCACCGCUGCCAGCGACUCCCGCGUCAUCCUCUGGAAGGAUGUGACCGAGGCGGAACAGGCCGAAGAGGAGGCCAGGAGAGAGGAGGAGGUGGUCAGGCAGCAAGAACUGGACAACCUGCUCCAUGAGAAGCGGUACCUGCGGGCGCUGGGCCUGGCCAUCUCCCUGGACCGGCCCCACACCGUGCUGACCGUCAUCCAGGCCAUCCGAAGGGACCCUGAGUCUUGCGAGAAGCUGGAAGCCACGGUGCUCCAACUGCGGCGAGACCAGAAAGAGGCCUUGCUGCACUUCUGUGUCACGUGGAACACCAAUUCACGGCACUGCCAUGAAGCCCAGGCCGUGCUGGGCGUGCUCCUGCGGCACGAGGCCCCGGAAGAGCUGCUGGCCUACGAUGGCGUGCGGGCCUCCCUUGAGGCCCUGCUGCCCUACACCGAGCGGCACUUCCAGCGGCUCAGCCGGACGCUGCAAGCGGCCGCCUUCCUGGACUUCCUGUGGCACAGCAUGAAGCUGCCCACGCUCCCCGCAGCGCCCCCAGCCCUCUAAACCCCCAGAAAAAUGGACUUUGAUCUUUGC
This is a messenger RNA of Phacochoerus africanus (Common warthog), 2655 nucleotides long. It is a transcript of the gene TBL3, whose product is annotated as transducin beta like 3. Bases 184 to 2625 code for a protein of 813 amino acids. Gene Ontology annotation, cellular component: 90S preribosome; small-subunit processome; nucleolus. Gene Ontology annotation, molecular function: U3 snoRNA binding; protein binding. The transcript has 22 exons. The record is from RefSeq and is a predicted model, not a curated record. Lineage: Eukaryota; Metazoa; Chordata; Mammalia; Artiodactyla; Suidae. Gene Ontology annotation, biological process: endonucleolytic cleavage in 5'-ETS of tricistronic rRNA transcript (SSU-rRNA, 5.8S rRNA, LSU-rRNA); endonucleolytic cleavage to generate mature 5'-end of SSU-rRNA from (SSU-rRNA, 5.8S rRNA, LSU-rRNA).